AUACUUCAUGCGUCUGUCACAGAAUCAGGACCUUUGAAGAAGUUUUCUCUAGCAGCAAAUGCAAGGGUUAGAACGUUUUUUGCUCUCCUUCUUUGAUGCUAACUAAACUUCAUGCAAAACCUUAGAGAAUUUUUUCAUUAUUUGGACGCUGUAAAACUGGGAAAGUACAAGACACAUAGCCUACAACAGACGACUGGUCAGGAGAGACACAUCUCUCAUGGAUGACUGGUAACCUGAGGUGCCUGGGGAUGUUGUGGAGAGCUGUGCUUUGUCAGAAGAGUGCGGGACUCUGAAGGAGAGCCCAAGAGAAGCUACCGCUGAGACAUCUUUAUGGUUCUGUGAGAGGGUGUGCGAGGGAGGCGGGGAGCUGACUGCCUCUGGGGUACAGAAUAAAGGUCCUGGUCCAAUAAGAUGACUCAGGUUAACCAGAAACUACCUGAUCUUGGUGCUCCAUUCCUGUACAGCACACAGGAGGAGACGGAUCAGGGAGGAUCCUAUUCUGUCCAAACUCCUUAUGGCUUCCAGCUGGACUUGGACUUCCUCAAGUACGUGGAGGAGAUUGAGAGUGGUCAUAACUUCCGGCGGGCCCUCGUUAACCCUCGGCGAGGGGCACGGUCCACCAAGCUUUCCCAGCGGAGCCCAGGGGGAGGGGGCCGUACCAGCGGGUGGACAUCCACGGAAUCUCUCUCCUCCUCUGCCAGUGAGGACGGGCGGGUGCCCCCUCUGCCUCCGCCACGGAACCGCAUUGCCUCGGCACCCUCCGAAUCGCGCCUGCUCUCCCCGGUGGCUCUUCUCAGCCCUCCGCUCUCUGCCGGGCUGAAGGUGCCGCCGCCACCACCAGUGCGCAACACCAGAGUGGAGAGAACCCUGCUGGAGACCAGCCGCCGCUUGCAGCAGGAGCAGACGCAGCUCCAAGAUGGCACACAGUUCCAGCUCGCUGACCCUCCCAAAGCAGGUCCUAGAGAGCCAGGAAGGGCCACGAGCAUGUCGACCUCUUCCCAGAUCUCUCCUGCUGGCUCUUUGAUCCAAGAUGGCCACCCGUUACACCCAUCGUCUGCCUCCCCCAGCCCCUCUCAAACCAACUGGAACAGGGCUAGUCCUCACACCUCUGGUAGGAGCACCCCGGCGUCUGGAACCGCCUCUACCUCUGGGCUGGCUCCAGUCGCACCAGGACAGCUCCAGACCGUGCGGGAGCAGAUGGCUGCAGCCCUGAGGCAACUCAAGGAGAUGGAGGAACGAGUGAAGGGGGUCCCCGCUUUAGAGAGAGAGGUGGCCAGGCUUCAUGCAGAAAAGGACAGGCUGCUUUUGGAACUACGAGAGAAGACUGUAGCUGGGGCAAAUGAGCGGCAGCAGCAACAGUCUCCCACUUCAGGGAAUGGUGCUGGAGAAAGAGAGAUGGUGGUAGAUGGCCUGGGACGCUCAACUCCAACCCCAAGGCCCAGCAAGCUGAUGGAGCUGAGGAGACUGACAGAGAAGCUUGGAGGCAAGGAUGAGAGAGACUGUGAGCAGUCAGAGAAAGUUCCAGUGCUGGAAAAGGUGUCGGUGGAGAGAAAGUCUGUGGCUGUGGGGGAUGACCUGCCCCUUGAGGACGGUGUGUUUUACUAUCGUCAGGUCUUGAAGGAGGUAGCUGUGAACACAUCCAUGGAGGUCUGUGAGAAAGGUGUUGGGACAGAGGCAAUGAUCAUGUCUGAAGUGGGCGUGGAGGCCAGGGUGGAGACUGAUGAAGCCUCUGUGUGGGUGAUGGAGUCUUUGCUUGGACUGACAACUGAGGCGGAGAGGGAAAUUGACACCCUACAGGACACCAUCAAGUUUCAGCAGGAGAACAUACAGGUUCUCGAGGGCCGGCUCAAUCAGACUGACCAAGAACUAGAAGACAUGCGAGCUCAGGAGGAGCAGAGGAAGUCCAGGGUAAUGGUAGAGAAGGAGGUUCUGGUAAAGCCAGAGACAGCCAGCACUGAAGUGGAAACUGAAUCCUCUGAUCUCAGCAACUCAGCAAAUGAAAGUGUAGAGAAAUGGGAGAAAUGUAUAGAUACACAAAGUGUGGCUGUUGAGUGCUGUCCUGAGGUUGUAGAUGUGGGUGUGGGCCAGGACCUCGGGCUUCAGAAGAGUGACCAAAGCACUCAGACUGACCCCGAUGACAGUGUCAAGGAACCAGCCCCUGUAGCAGUGACCAGCACUGGUAGUCAGUGGGAGAACCAAAAUGAAGAGGCAGAAAAAGUAGUUGAGCAUAAGUCCCCUGUCCCUGUGCUCAAGAGGAGACAGAUGACCAUCACAGAGUGUACCAUCUCACCUGCCCCUGGCAUCUACGAAAAAGAAGGCUGUGAGGAGGAGGCUGUGCCUUGCAGUCCAGCUGUCGGUAUGUUGAAAUCUAUCAUGAAGAGGAAGGAUGGGAGUAGCCCCGGAGAGCCUCGCAGCGGCAAUAAGAAAAGCCUGCAGUUUGUAGGAAUCCUUAAUGGCGGGUAUGAAUCAACCUCAACUGAAGAAGAAGAUGAGGAUGAUCAAGAUGGAAGCUCCUCGGAGGGCAGUGGGGCAGGUGUAGGUUCUGACAGCAGUGAAGGGGAAGAGGAAGCUCAGGAAGACACAUCAGAUGAUGAGAGGAACAUCAAUCUGGAUGAGAGCGACACCGAUACAGAGGAACCAGCAGGAGCUGAAAAUGAAGAUGCUGAGGAGCAGCAGGACACUGUGAAAGAGAAGUUUGAGCUGAGUCUGAAAAUGCGUGAGGCCUGUCUCAUUCUGAAGAACCACCUCAAUGACGAUGCCAAAGCCCUGAAGAGUAAGGAAGUGCUCUCCAGCACACACACUGUGCAGUUGGAGUGGUUCCGUGUGUCCAGUGCCAAGACGGCCCAGCCCUCUCGUGUGUCAGACUACCUAAUGGCCUUCUCUGAGGUGUCCCCGGCCCUUCUGGCACACGUGGUCAACAUGACCGAUGGGAACGGCAACAGCGCCCUCCACUAUAGCGUCUCACAUUCCAACUUCACUGUGGUUGGACUGCUGCUGGACACCGGUCUGUGUUGUGUGGAUCGACAGAACAAGGCUGGAUACACAGCUAUCAUGCUGGCAGCACUAGCCUCUGUCAAGGAGGAAGAAGACAUGAAGGUGGUUAAGAAACUCUUCAGCCAGGGAAAUGUUAAUGCCAAAGCUAGCCAGGCGGGGCAGACUGCUUUGAUGCUGGCCGUGAGCCACGGCAGGCAGGAGAUGGUGCGGGCGCUGCUGGAGUGCGGCGCUAACGUCAACGUGCAGGACGACGAGGGCUCCACCGCCCUCAUGUGUGCCAGCGAGCACGGCCGCACAGAGAUCGUCUCCCUGCUGCUCGAGCAGCCGGCCUGUGACAUCUCCAUCGUGGACAACGAUGGCAGUAAUGCUCUUUCUAUUGCCCUGGAGGCCUCCCAUAAUGACAUUGCUGUGCUGCUCUACGCCCACAUGAACUACUCCAAGACUCAAGCAGCUGCAACACCUAAGGCACCCCCAAGAAGCCCUUCCAGUCCUCAGAAGAUUUGACCAGCAGUGACUGUCAAAAUUAUCAAGGAUAACUGGAUAUAAACUGAAGAAGCAUCAAGCUAGAUCUACUGGAAAAUUUUACUGUUUCUAUAUAAAAACAUGUAUUUAUAUCAUGCCAUAAUUCAUAUAUUCAAAUUUUAACCAGUUAUUUGCCAUAAAUGCAUUAUACUGGUAUUAUAUACUGUACUAAUCUGUUUUACUCAUCUAAUCCCAAAUUUUCAAUAGAAUGCUGAAUCAACACAUUUUUAUUAUAUAGUUCAUUUUUGAAAAACGUAUCUUGGUUCUGCUCUUGGUAUCAUCUAAUUUCUCAUUGAUGUCGCAGAACAAUGUACUGCUGAACAAACUAUUUGCACACAUUUACUGGUUAAGAUUUUGGACUUGUAUUUUUAGCAAUCUUUCAUGUCCAAAAUGUUUAAGGCCAAAGACCGCAAGUAUAAUUCUGCACUGUUUGUCAAGUGUAUAAUCUUGUUUCUAUUUUUAUUAAAAAAUAAACAUUUACUUACUAGAGGA
Messenger RNA from Anguilla anguilla (European eel), 4008 nucleotides. RefSeq names its product KN motif and ankyrin repeat domains 3 (gene kank3). The transcript has 13 exons. Gene Ontology annotation, cellular component: cytoplasm; cytoskeleton. The record is from RefSeq and is a predicted model, not a curated record. Gene Ontology annotation, molecular function: protein binding. Gene Ontology annotation, biological process: negative regulation of actin filament polymerization. Lineage: Eukaryota; Metazoa; Chordata; Actinopteri; Anguilliformes; Anguillidae. Bases 412 to 3498 code for a protein of 1028 amino acids.